AUGCUUGAAAACAGCACAAUGGCUCUGACACCUGGGAGCAUAGUAUAUAUCACGGUAGAGGUUGUUAUUGGACUUUGCUCCAUCGUAGGCAACGUGCUGGUCAUCUGGGUGGUAAAGCUAAAUCCAAGCCUGCAGAAUACCACCUUCUAUUUCAUUGUGUCUCUGGCCGUGGCUGACAUCGCUGUGGGUGUGCUGGUCAUGCCUCUUGCCAUUGUGGUUAGCUUGGGCCUCACCAUUCACUUCUACAACUGCCUUUUUAUGACCUGUUUGCUGUUGGUCUUUACGCAUGCCUCUAUCAUGUCCUUGCUGGCCAUUGCUGUGGACCGCUACCUGAGGGUCAAACUCACAAUCAGAUACAAGAGAGUGACCACUCAGAGAAGAAUAUGGAUGGCCCUGGGGUUCUGCUGGUUGGUGUCAAUUCUGGUGGGGCUGGUCCCCAUGUUUGGUUGGAAUCAGAGACUGAACCCAGAGUGUUCUGGGAAUUCCAGCUUCCUCCCAUGCCUCUUCCGUUCAGUCAUGAGGAUGGAUUACAUGGUCUAUUUCAGCUUUUUCACGUGGAUCCUCAUCCCUUUGGUCAUCAUGUGCGCCAUCUAUGUUGACAUUUUCUAUGUCAUCCGGAACAAGCUCAGACAGAACUUCUCUGGUUCAAAAGAGACAGGUGCAUUCUAUGGGAGAGAGUUCAAGACAGCCAAGUCCCUCUUUCUCAUUCUCUUCUUGUUUGCCAUAUCCUGGCUGCCUUUAUCCAUCAUCAACUGUGUUUCUUAUUUCUUCCCUAAGGCUGAGAUACCUCCACUUUUGCUUAGCUUGGGCAUCCUGCUAUCCCAUGCCAACUCAAUGAUGAAUCCCAUUGUGUACGCUUGCAAAAUUAAAAAGUUCAAGGAAACCUACCUCCUGAUCCUCAAAUCCUAUAUCCUACACAUAAGACUGCUCUUCUAUCUUUCUUUUCAGAGAUUGGCUUCUUGGGCAAUGCAUCUCUUCUUAAUGCUUCUGGGUGCUCUUUUUACAGAUGCCAUAGUCAUGGAUAGAAAAUUCAAGGAAGCCUUUGUACAGGAUACGGCUUCUGCCACCUGCAGCUAUGACCCCUACUACAAGGACUAUCCCAAGUAUUGGUGCAAAGGCUAUUAUCGUAACUUCUGCAAUGUCAUUGCUUCCACACCUAACAGCACCAGCCGAGUGUCCUUGAAGGACACAGGAAUGCAACUCAUCAUUACUCUGACAUGCCUUACCAAGGAGGAUACAGGAUGGUACUGGUGUGGCAUACAGAGGGACCAUGCCAGUGACUACAUGGAUUAUACAGAAUUGAUUGUGUUUGAUGGUGUGAAAGACACAACAGGCUCACAGAGGAAGGAGAAUAGAACCUGUAAGGAGAGUGGUAUUGGCUAUAGUGAAAGUCACAACAGAAGAACAUGUCACCAGCCCAUGCUCCCUCUGAGGCUAUCUAUCCUGUCCAUCUGCAUGUUGGUCAUGGGGAUCGGGGUCAUCACCGUUGCAGUUAUUUUGCUCAGGAGGAAGCGAAAUCAAAAGCAUGUCCGGAUAGAUGACACUGUGAAACCCUUCUUGGGCCAACGGAUGAUGCAAGAAAAGGCUCAUAGGAACAGACUUGCCUGAAGAUUUCUCAAAAUAACAAAAUCAGAAAUAAAAUAAUGCCGUAGCAGAGA
Messenger RNA from Gracilinanus agilis (Agile Gracile Mouse Opossum), 1658 nucleotides. RefSeq names its product adenosine A3 receptor (gene ADORA3). The transcript has 7 exons. Gene Ontology annotation, cellular component: dendrite; membrane; synapse. Bases 1 to 1608 code for a protein of 535 amino acids. NCBI's taxonomy places the organism in Eukaryota, Metazoa, Chordata, Mammalia, Didelphimorphia, Didelphidae. Gene Ontology annotation, molecular function: G protein-coupled adenosine receptor activity. Gene Ontology annotation, biological process: G protein-coupled adenosine receptor signaling pathway. The record is from RefSeq and is a predicted model, not a curated record.